Messenger RNA from Limanda limanda (common dab), 1251 nucleotides. Its product is annotated as NADH-cytochrome b5 reductase 2. The transcript is spliced from 9 exons. The record is from RefSeq and is a predicted model, not a curated record. The coding region runs from base 89 to 1006 and encodes 305 amino acids. Lineage: Eukaryota; Metazoa; Chordata; Actinopteri; Pleuronectiformes; Pleuronectidae. Gene Ontology annotation, molecular function: FAD binding; oxidoreductase activity. Gene Ontology annotation, cellular component: mitochondrion.
GAGAGAGAGUAAAGUCUAUCAUUGCUGUAACUGUGCAGACUCUGAUCUCAGGCAGCUGUGAGGAGAAGACAAACUUUAUCUUCAAACCAUGGAUCAGGACUUGCUGGUCCCGGCGGCCGUGGCUGUGUCUCUGGUGCUGGUGACGGUGGUGAUCUUCCUGCUGAGAGGUUCUGCAGGAGAGAAGAAGCAGCAGCAGCCGGUGACUCUUCAGGAUCCAAUGGUCAAAUAUUCACUUCCCCUCGUAGAAAAACAGGAAAUCAGUCAUGACACAAAGAAGUUUCGGUUCGGCCUUCCCUCUGCUGCUCAUAUCCUUGGACUUCCAGUAGGUCAACACGUGUAUCUGUCGGCCAAGGUGAACGGCAGCCUGGUGGUCCGAGCCUACACGCCCGUGACCAGCGACGAGGACCAGGGAUACGUGGACCUGGUGGUGAAGGUUUACUUCAAGAACACUCACCCGAACUUUCCAGACGGAGGGAAAAUGUCCCAGUACCUGGACAACAUGGCCGUCGGGGACAGCAUGGACUUCAGAGGACCCAGUGGACUGCUGGUGUACAAGGGAAAAGGUCACUUUUCCAUCCGACCCGAUAAGAAGUCCGAGCCCAAGGUUCGAAAGUUUAAACACGUUGGAAUGAUCGCUGGAGGAACAGGAAUCACUCCGAUGCUGCAGCUGAUUCGCAGGAUCGCAGCCGACAGCGCCGACGACACCAAGUGCUCCCUCAUCUUCGCCAACCAGACUGAGAAGGACAUCCUGCUGAGGGAGGAGUUGGAGGAGGUGAAGAAGAAUCAUCCGGACAAAGUGCAGCUCUGGUUCACGCUGGACAAACCUCCUCAGGACUGGAGCUACAGUUCAGGGUUUGUGAGCCAGGACAUGAUUCAGGAGCACCUUCCUGCUCCGUCCUCUGACUCCCUCAUCGUCCUGUGUGGUCCUCCGCCCAUGAUCCAGUACGCCUGUCUGCCCAACCUGGACAAGCUGGGACACAAGACAGAAAACAUCUUCUCUUACUAGUCCUCCCAUUUCCUGUUUGGUCACAAAUCACUGUAUGAGCUGAUGGUCUAAUACAAACGGGUGCACUGUGUAUGACUGGUGCUCUUGACAAGAUCUGUUUAUGUCAGUGACACUAGAAAAACCACUUGUCUGUAAAAUCUCAGGACUGUGAUAUGAUAAAAACUUUUAUACAAGACAAUAAAAUCAAACGUUUCCCAUUUUAUUUUGUACGACAAACAUGAAAUAAAGAUGGAAAACAAACCAAA